CGAUUACGCGACGGAUGAUGGUCGUCGAAACUUGCCCUUCCUACAGCCCUUGUCUCCGUCACGAUUCAGCCCAUCAAACAAUAAAGCUCAUAUGUCGCCCUUCGCCAUGGCUGCGUGGCAUGCCAUGUGCCUCUUCACCUUUUUGACGAGUGGCCUGGUUGGUUGCCGAUAUUUUCUCGUCGUCUUUCUUUAAAUGAUUUUGGCAUCGAGGGUCGGUGGAUGCCGCCAGGAGGAAAGAUCAUCAUCGUCCUUGGGAUACUCUCACUCUUUCGGUCAGCCUGACAAGUGAAUGAUCCUGGUCUGGACGUGUCUUAGUCUUCCAGACUCGUUUUGUCAUGAUGAGUUCACCAAGCAACAAUGUCUUCAGUCAAGUCCGGUCAAAGCUCCGGCAGUCUCGCUCCAGCAUGAUGCUGUCAAGCUCGACACACUCUCAAUUCGAGCAAACCAAUUGGGAAAAUGUUCCGGUGGCAUUUCAGCCUGUCGAGAGGGCAGAGGUUCGAGUUGUACAUGGUUAUUACUUGGAUCGACCUCUUCCUGGACCCCCUCCACGUCCGCGAACAACAUCUCCUCCAGCUUUCGAGCAUCGACCGGCUGUGGAUAUCGGCAGUCUCAGAAAUCCUACACCUCGCACACAUCGCAGCAGGUCGGCUGAAAUAGCGCAAAGAGAGUGGUCAAGUUUUGAUGGGCGCGACUCGACCUUUCAAAACAAGAGGGCAAGUGUCAAUAUUGCCAUUGCCCUUCCACCGGACCAUCUCGAUCCUCCUCCGCCGUACUCUCGCUACCCUUCGCCGCCAUCCGCACGGCCUGAAUAUCCGGCCAGUCCGCAACCUCCGCGUGUUCGCGAACAGCCGUUCAUAAAACCAUAUAACCCAGUCGAUUAUGUCAGUCAGCCAAGCCAGGCUGCGAGACGAAUGCCUGAAGAGAUACCCAUGAUAGCUGCUCCAGAGCCGCCCACUCCGGUUUCCCCCAUCAAUGCUCUGGAUUUGCAGUACUUGGCUAUGAGGCGUCCGCCUGCCACCGACAGCAAUGUCACCAUCGAUGGUCUUCUGGGUCAUCCUAUGCUGCAACAGAGAUGAGCUUCCAGACUCCUUGCGUCCCAGCGAGUUUAAUUUGCCAUGGCGGCGGAGACUUUCGGUUGUUGGAGAGGUUGGUCGAUGCUAGUUUCCACCGAAAACGCAGACUCUGGUCGAGCCCGCAGCGGUAAAGGAUAUUCACGCAGACAUGUGUGCUCGGACCAUGGCCGAUCCAGGUGCCAGAUCCCCGGUCCCCGCGUGCAUGCCUUGGGAAGGUGGGAGGAGGAACUACUAUUGCCUGCCACCUGAAUCGCGGUCUGUUGGAAUGCAACGCGCAAGGAGACACCCCUUCGCAUCGCGACCGUGGGAUGCGUUACAAGGAAUCAUUGCUUUAUAUGGUGCCCUUCGCCACAGGCAAGUUUGAUUUCAAUCACUACUUUCACUCAUUUCUUUUUCUUCCAACCCUCCUUUGCUUUGCACGUGUUCCUUUCCGUAGCCGCUUCUGUCCCGGCAAGACGUUCUUUCCACAAUCGCGUAAAAGAGAUUCACUCAUUAGCUAUCUUCAAUGGCGCCGAUCUCUUCUAGCGGCGCAAAUGCCGAUGGCAAUACCUUUUCACCCCGGCGGCUUGUCUCACGCGCCCUACCUUCCGAGUCCCUCAUCGCUGCAAUUAUUGUCCUCUCGGUGAUCUCGACGCUUCUAUUCGGCAGUAUGGUCUUCCUGUUAGGCAGAAUCUGGAAACAAGUGAGGGCCAAGGGAGCCAGUACACAUGCAUCCGACGCACCCAAGAGUCAAAGCGGAAUCUCCGAGCGCAAGCAGAGUGACUGGGCCCGGAAGAAUAGCAACGUGCUCUGGUCCAUGUAUAUUGAAGAGGACGAUCUGAAAGCUCAAUUCGCUGUGUCGCCAAAGUCCAGGCUGUUCUCCAUCGGAUCCGUCUCCACCGUUGAUCAGGGAACAUGUCCCCUGGAGCGACGACAUUCACAUGGCAAUCCACCGGGCCAGCACAAGAUUGCGGACGACAAGAUCCCCAAGACAGAGGGGUCAACUGCCGACCUACGCAGUCGAACUCCAUUCGAGCAUCAGACAACACCAACCAAGAACGUCCCUCGCGCGCGAGCCCUAUCUCAGCCUUGCCACCACAAAUACAGCAGUUCCAUCGAGGAGCUGGCGAAGUGAAAACAAAGUGUACCCGCGCGGAUCGAUGAAGAGCUUUUCGGGGGCUACGAGUUCUAUGGAAGCCCCUGAGUGCAAGAGUGGGAAGGUUUCUGCUAGGAUCUGGACGCAACGGUUGACGAGAGGCUGCCUCGGGACUAUCUCUCAUUUACGAUCCUUACCACUUCGAUAUCGC
Messenger RNA from Cladophialophora immunda, 2359 nucleotides. RefSeq lists its product as uncharacterized. The transcript has a single exon. The record is from RefSeq and is a predicted model, not a curated record. NCBI's taxonomy places the organism in Eukaryota, Fungi, Ascomycota, Eurotiomycetes, Chaetothyriales, Herpotrichiellaceae. The coding region runs from base 336 to 1076 and encodes 246 amino acids.